This is a messenger RNA of Closterium sp. Naga37s-1, 3855 nucleotides long. The record is from the annotation of a GenBank genome assembly. NCBI's taxonomy places the organism in Eukaryota, Viridiplantae, Streptophyta, Zygnematophyceae, Desmidiales, Closteriaceae.
AUGGGACCUCUGUUGGUCACAUGUGAAGUGAGCGCAGCACAGGGGGAGACUGAGGGUACCUCUGCCGCCCCCUCUUCCUCCUUAUCUCGCCAGUUCCCCGCCCAUCGCGUCGUCUUAGCAGCGGCAUGGCCAGGCUUUGGAGCCUUGUGCAGGAGGUACGGUUCUGAGGGGUGUGGUGGGUUAUCGGUGGGAGGUGUUUCAACCGUUUCAGGGAGUGAUGGUGCCAAUAUGGCCAGUGUGGGGGACGGAAGAUUGCCAACAGCAGCAGCAGUAGCACGACCACCACCCAGCUCACUUCAGUCUCCUGGUUCACUGCAGAAGCAGCAGGGUGAAGAGAAGCUACCAGUGGUCUCCUUGCCUCACGUUGACCCCAACCUCUUUCUGCUGCUCCUCACAUUCUACUACAUGGGGCGACUUGAGGCCUCCCUCCUGCUCUUCUUCGGAUUCUCUUCCUCAUGCCAUUUUCUCCUCUCCCUUUCUUCUUCCCCUCUUCCCCUUCAGGUAUCCCCCGCGCUCGUCCACCCUCUCCUCUCGCUCGCACGCCAGUUGGGGACGCAGGAACUGCGGCAAGCACGCCCGUUGGGGACGCAGGAACUGCGGCAAGCACGCCCUCACAUGUCGCCCUUCCCCUUGUCUCAUCACCCAUUCUCUUUCUUUUCCCUCAACUUUCAGGUGCCCAUCUCGCUCGUCCGCCCCCUCCUCUCUCUCGCGCACCAGCUAGGGGCGCAAGAAUUGCAGCAGGCGUGUGAAGCAGCACUGGAUGGGCAUGGAUCUAGAUACUCCGCAUCUGCACCCGCCCACGCGAGCACAUACUCUGCAUCUGGACAGAGCGCUAUGGGAUCCUGUGCCACAGAGGAAAACCUAGUGCUUGGCGCCUCUGCGGCUGUAGCAGCAGAGAGAAGGGCCACUACUCCCAAUGCUACAGCCGCUGGGAACGGGGAUGCAGCCAAGUCAGCCAAGUCAAUGAGUGCUUCACAGUCAAUGCAGGUUAACAGGGCGAAGAUGGACCCGCCUUUAGAAACGGGAAUCAGUCGAAUCAAUCCGCUUCGCAGCAGCUCUGCUCCCAAGGGCUGGGCUGAAUUGAACAGGGGCGAGGCGCCAGACGGUAGAGAGGCGAGAGGAGGGAGCGAGGUGAGAGACGGUAGAGAGGCGAGAGGAGGGAGCGAGGUGAGAGACGGUAGAGAGGCGAGAGGAGGGAGCGAGGUGAGAGACGGUAGAGAGGCGAGAGGAGGGAGCGAGGUGAGAGACGGUAGAGAGGCGAGAGGAGGGAGCGAGGUGAGAGACGGUAGAGAGGCGAGAGGAGGGAGCGAGAUGCUGACUAGUGGCAUGCGAGAAGCCACCUCGCACGAGAUUGUAAUAGGAGGUGCUUCUAAUGAAGCCGUUGCCGCUCUCCUGUACUUCUUCUAUACCGGAAAGCUGCCCCACACUCUCCCCCACACUCCCUUGUCACAUUCUCAACGGAAACACCUGAUACAGUCACUCUCAGAACAGUCACCCCCGUCGCAGUCGCCCACAUUUCAGUCCGCCCCAUUGGAGUCUCCCCCAUUACAGUCGCCACCAUUACAGUCACCCUCAUUACAAUCACGCCUAUCCCCGUCACAGUCACAGUCUGCAUCAGCAGCAGCACCUGAGAGCACUCAGGGCGUGCUGCUGUCGCUGCUGUGUCUGGCUGACCGCUUCUGCAUCCCAGCUCUCCACCACUCAGUGAAUGAGCGACUGCUGACGUGUGUUGAAGAGUCAUCAGCAUUCACCACACUGCGAGUUGCUGCAUCAGUUCCUGGGGAAGCCUGCUCUCACCUGACAGCUGUCGCCGCCUCAUUGGCCGCGGCGCGGUUUGAGCGGUGCGUUGAUGCUGAUGUGGACGGGCUGAGAGGGCUGCCUGCUGGUGCGCUCACGGCUGUAUUGCAGAGCCCCUUCUUUUGGACAGCCAAUGAGGAGCGAGUGCUGGACGCUGUGCUGACGUGGGCCAUGCAGCGUGCUGACGUCAGCAGCUGGGAGGAGGCGGAGCGAGCAGUGAGGGAGAUGAUGAUGAGAGAGGGGGAGGAGGGGGAGGAGGGGGAGGAGGGGGAGGAGGGGGACGAGGGGGACGAGGGGGACGAGGGGGAGGAGGGGGAGGAGGGGGAGGAGGGGGAGGAGGAGGGGGAGGAGGAGGGGGAGGAGGAGGGAGAGGAGGAGGGGGAGGAGGAGGGGGAGGAGGAGGGGGAGGAUCCGGCUGUAGCAGAGGCUCCUGGUAUCGAAGAUCUCAUUCAAGCCGAUCUUUUGGGCCGGCUACAGCUGGAAGGGGCUGAGCCCAUGCUACAAGGGGGGGGGCAGGAGGAGGAGGAGAGUGAAGGGAUAGAAGAGAAGGAGGGUGAUGAGGACGAAGGAGAGGAGGAGGAGGAUGACGAAGUUUCUGGGUUGCUGCAGCACGUGCAGUUCAUGUCGCUGCCUGAUUCGCUCCUCGUCAGGCUCAGGGACAGCCUACUUGCCACGUGGCUUCCCACCAUUCGCCGAUCCGUACAUUCGAUUCAGUCGGAUGAUAUCCAGGUAGAUCUCGGCCGUCGGAUCGUCCGUUUUGCGUCCCCGGACCUCCCGUCCCGACCCUGGCCAUCAGGCUCGGCGGCUGCUGUGCGGCGGGCGUGGUCUCUUGAGAGCUGUGGAGAGGGGUGCGUGGCGAGAGAGAGGGGUGCUCAGGCACACACGCAUGGGGCGGGUGCAGCAAGGGAAGGGGGUGAGGUGCUGGAAAAAGGGGCUGCAUUAUUUCAGAAGCCUAGUCGAAGCAUGUGUGUGGGGUUGAGACAGGGGGAUAGGGAGCAAGUAGGAGAGGGAGGGGUGGCUGGGGAUGGAGAGCGGUGGGAUGGGAUGGAAGGGGAGGAUCAGAGGGGAAAGAGAGCGGGGGAGAGUUUAAAGACAUUUGAAAACUCGGGGGAGGGAGGAGAUGGUGAGGUGGAAGAUGGGGGAGAGGGGGGACGGCGGCGAAACAGGGAGAAUCGGGGAAGGCAAGACGGAGCGGAUGGGUGGAGGAAGAGAGCAGGUGAGAAUCUUGAGAUGGCUCACAAGUUGGAAGAGAGAAGAGACUGUGAAGGGGGAGAGGGGAGAGAGGGGGGCAAUGUGGUUGGGGGGUUUAUGCAAAGUGUGGAGAGAGGGGAGGAGCAAGUGGAGGAGCGAGAGGAGGAGCGAGGGGAGGAGCGAGGGGAGGAGCGAGGGGAGGAGCGAGGGCUGAAGAGAAUGGGUGACGAGAAUCAUGUGGAAGAGAAGACAACUGAUAAGCAAAGGUUGACAGGGAGGGGGUUGACAUGUCGGGACGAAUCCAUGCCGCCCGGUCGGGUUUCUUUGGCAGCUAGUGACAGGAUGGAGGCGGGUGGAAUAACAGCGGGGGUAGCAGACACUGCAAGCCGAGAGGAGGGGGUGAAGUGUGACUAUAUCGAACGGGAAAGAGUGCCGCCUCAUUCCAGAGCACUAGGAGGGGGGGUCGGUGACUGUACAGAGAGGGAGGGAACGCCGAUGGCAGGAGUUGAAGAUGGGUGGGGGGGGAGGGAGAGGAGCAAUGCUUCCAGAGGGUUUGGCUUUGGGGCAUCUCGAAAGGCCGAUGGCCCUCAGUUGAGUCAGCAGCUGCUCACGCAAAAGCUGCUGGCUGCUGAACGGCUGUUGGCGGGUGUCUCGAGUGCUCCUCGCGUCCUUCAAUACAUGCACGACGGGGAUAAGAACGGCGUGUGUUUCCAUGCGGGUACCUCGUAUGGACGGCACCCCUGGAUGAAUCCCGUGCUCCUGGGGACCCUCACAGUGGCAGCCAGCAGCCCUCCCUCACGUUACACCGAUGGCAAGGUCAUCGUCUCGGGUGACUACGUGGUGAGUGUGUGUGGUAGAGUGUGCUAG